This is a messenger RNA of Raphanus sativus (radish), 1447 nucleotides long. RefSeq names its product protein trichome birefringence-like 42. Gene Ontology annotation, cellular component: Golgi apparatus. The record is from RefSeq and is a predicted model, not a curated record. The transcript has 5 exons. The coding region runs from base 234 to 1334 and encodes 366 amino acids. Gene Ontology annotation, molecular function: O-acetyltransferase activity. NCBI's taxonomy places the organism in Eukaryota, Viridiplantae, Streptophyta, Magnoliopsida, Brassicales, Brassicaceae.
UCGUAUUGACUGAUAUUCCCCUAUGGCAAUAAAUCUCGUAUAUUUCAUAUUUUAAACUUCAAAAUUUUCAGAAUAAAGUAUUCAACAAAAGGUUAUUACUUACCCAAAUCAUAGAUAUUUUGUACCCAAAAGAAAAGAUAUUUGGCUAUUUAUGUAGUAGCCACACCAUGCGCGUAGGAGAACUAGUUAUAUACUAAUAUCAUGUUACAUUGUUUCUUCUAAUUAGAAAAAAAAUGAGAAAGAAAAUGGAUUUCCAUCAGGUCAUACUUCUCCUUCUUCUUGUUUUUCUUGUUGACAUAUCAGAUCGCAAUGUAAAAGCUAAUGCUAAUCACAACGCAACUGGUUACCAGAAUGGGACAUCAAAGUGUAACAUUUACGAAGGGGCUUGGAUUUAUGACAAAUCUUCUGGUCCUCUUUAUGGAACAUCGUCUUGUCCGUUUAUCGGACUAGAUUGCGAAAAGUUUGGUCGGCCGGACAAUAAGUACCUCCAGUACCGGUGGAAACCGACCGGAUGCGACAUCCCAAGUUUCAACGGACUAGAUUUCCUGACGAGAUUCAAAGGGAAGAAAAUACUGUUUGUGGGAGAUUCACUAAGCAACAAUAUGUGGUUGUCGCUAAGUUGCAUGCUUCACGCGGCCGUUCAUAACGUUACUUAUAAUUUCAAGCUCGAUAAGCUCUUCUCUACGUUUACCAUUCCGGAAUAUGGAAUAUCUGUAAAUUUCCUGAAGAAUGGGUUCCUGGUGGAUGUGGUAGGGGACAAAACAAGAGGAUUGAUAUUGAAGCUGGAUUCGAUCAGUACCGGAAACAUGUGGUUGGGUUCAGAUGUUGUUAUCUUCAACACUUUCCACUGGUGGGGUCACAGAGGUCGUGCUAAGACCUGGGGCUAUUUUCAAGUGGGAGACAAGAUAGUGAAAGAGAUGAAUAGAAUGGAAGCUUUCAAGAUUGCUUUAACAACUUGGGCUAAGUGGGUUGAUCAGAACAUUGAUCCUUCAAAAACUAGGGUUUUCUAUCAAGGCGUUUCUCCUGUUCAUCAAAAUGGGACUGAAUGGGGUGAACCUGGGAAGAGUUGCUUGGGAGAGACGGAGCCAGUGAAAGGAUCAAAUUACCCCCACACAAACGAAGGGGAGGAUAUAGUGAAAAGUGUGAUCCGAGGGAUGGCUAAACCGGUGAGUCUCCUAGACGUGACGGCUAUGACGGAGAUGAGAAAGGAUGGUCACCCUUCGAUCUAUGCCGGUGGAGGCAGUAGCUUAAACGACUGUAGCCAUUGGUGCAUCCCUGGAGUCCCAGAUAUAUGGAACCAGCUUCUCUAUACCUCUCUUCUCGGCAAUGUUUAGUGUUGUCUUGGAUGUCUAUUAAAAGAGAAAAAAGUAUUAUUCCGGAAAAAUAAAAGUUUUCAUGUUUCAGAUUUCUCUUUUCAUUAUUAUUUUCAUAUUUGGGUGCUAAAGGA